Molecule: messenger RNA, 378 nt
Organism: Amorphotheca resinae ATCC 22711
Lineage: Eukaryota; Fungi; Ascomycota; Leotiomycetes; Helotiales; Amorphothecaceae
Exons: 3
Biological process (GO): SRP-dependent cotranslational protein targeting to membrane
Cellular component (GO): signal recognition particle, endoplasmic reticulum targeting
Molecular function (GO): 7S RNA binding; endoplasmic reticulum signal sequence receptor activity
Source: RefSeq, a predicted model, not a curated record
AUGCCGAAAGAACACUUGAGCAAUAGUGAUUUUCUUCAGCGCCUCUCCGAGCUCUUCGACCAAGGGCGGAUAAAGGACCAUGGCUCAGUGUACUUGACCCAGAAGCGCUUGGUCCAUGGCGAAGACAUCGACGCAGCCGUCCCGGAGGCCACAACAGACGAGCCGUUCCCUGAUCUGAAUCCUUCAAAACCAAUACCCAUCCUCAUUCGUGCUACGAAUGGGAAACAUAAAGACAAGAAGAUCAAGUUAUCAACGAUUGUGGAACCGGAUGCAUUAGAGGCUUUCUUCGUCAAGUAUGCGGAGGUCUGCAAGCUUGGGAUGUCGGGGCUGAAGAAGAGAGAUCGGAGUAAGGCAAAGGAGAGACUGAAGGCGAAAAAG